Molecule: messenger RNA, 750 nt
Organism: Penicillium pulvis
Lineage: Eukaryota; Fungi; Ascomycota; Eurotiomycetes; Eurotiales; Aspergillaceae
Exons: 3
Coding region: 1-750 (249 amino acids)
Biological process (GO): protein acetylation
Molecular function (GO): N-acetyltransferase activity
Source: RefSeq, a predicted model, not a curated record
AUGUUGCUCAACGCUGAGACUGCCAUCUCGACCUCGAAGGUCCUACUCGUCCCAUACUCAACAUGGCACGUUCCCCGCUAUCACGAAUGGAUGCAAGAUGAGGAAAUCCAAGAAGCAACCGCUUCAGAACCGUUAACUCUUGAAGAAGAAUACUCCAUGCAACGCAGCUGGCGCCAAGACGCUGACAAGCUGACCUUUAUCACCUGCCGACCAGUAACACAGCCCGGCACCAACUCAACACAAAUCAAAUUGUGUCCCGAGGAUGAGUCCGCGGCAAACAUGAUCGGAGAUAUCAACCUCUUCCUCCGUGUCGAAGAUGGCGAAGACGGAGACGCACCCCCACAAAUCGUGGGCGAGAUCGAGCUAAUGGUAGCCGAGAAAAUGAAUCAGCGACGAGGAUUCGGCAAAGCUUCGGUUUUGGUAUUCAUGAGGUAUAUUGCGGAGAAACAGGUCGAGAUCUUGGAGGAGUUUGUGCAGAGUCUAGAUGAGGGUGAAAGGGAGAAGGUGGUGCAGGCUGCUGGGUCAGAAGGAUUACGGCUGCAGUGUUUGAGUGUUAAGAUUGGGCAGGAGAAUGUGAGGAGCUUGGCGCUUUUUGAGAGCUUGGGAUUCGUGAAGGUUUCUGCUGAGCCGAACUUCUUUGGGGAGUUUGAGUUGAGAAGAUUGGAUUUGGCGGUUAGUGGGUUUGUCGAGGCUUUGGGGGUUGCUGGUGUUGAGGGCUACGUUGAGUUGGAUUAUCAGCGCAAGGAAUAG